AUGGGCGGCCACAGCACAGGGCUCCAGGUCCAUCCCCCGCUGCAGGAUCCCUUUGGGGAGGGCAGGCUGCCCCUGCCCCAUGCCCCGUGGUCUUUCCCACACUUGGGGACAGCGGCCAUCUCUCUGCAGCUCCUUGAACUUAACCUGUGCUGGGUGGUGCCCGAGACGCCUUUCCUCCCUUUGCCCUGGUUUUCUGCCUCAGCCCCCAGAGCAUCCCUGCCCAGCCCGGCCUCCCCCGCCCCCCACCCCGUGGGAGUCCCCACUCUGGGGGGCCCCGGCCGUGAGCACACCUGCCCGGGCGGAGCCGUGUGGCCGUCUGGCCUCAGCUCCCCACGGCACCGCCACCUCUGCCUCUUUCAGAAUGGCACCCAGAAAUCGUGGGACUUCAUGAAGACACAUGACAGUGUCACCGUGCUCCUGUUCAACUCUUCCCAGAGGAGCCUGGUGCUGGUGAAGCAGUUCCGGCCAGCUGUGUACGCGAGCGAGGUGGAACGCAACUUUCCUGGGUCCCUGGCAGCCUUGGACCAGGACCAGCCCCGGCUGCUGCCGGGGGCACUGCCCGGCUCGGCGGGCGUGACGUACGAGCUGUGUGCUGGCCUCGUGGACCAGCCUGGCCUCUCGCUGGAGGAAGUGGCCUGCAAGGAGGCACGGGAGGAGUGCGGCUACGACCUGGCGCCGGCCAACUUGCAGCGGGUGGCCACCUACAAGUCUGGCGUGGGACUGACCGGCUCCAGCCAGACCAUGUUCUACGCAGAGGUGACGGAUGCCCAUCGAAGCGGCCCCGGUGGAGGCCUGGCCGAGGAGGGCGAGCUCAUCGAGGUUGUGCACCUGCCCUUGGAUGGCGCCCAGGCCUUCGCGGACAACCCAGAUGUCCCCAAGACCCUCGGGGUCAUCUUCGGUAUCUCGUGGUUCCUCAGCUGCGUGGCCCCUGGCUUGGGUCCCCAGUGAGACUGCAGAGGGUCUGGCCAGAGGCCGGUCCUGGCCACCCACCCUGCAGACCCAAUAAAGGCUUAUGUGGCUCCA
This is a messenger RNA of Pteropus alecto (black flying fox), 1023 nucleotides long. RefSeq names its product nudix hydrolase 14 (gene NUDT14). The transcript is spliced from 5 exons. Gene Ontology annotation, biological process: ribose phosphate metabolic process; nucleoside phosphate metabolic process. NCBI's taxonomy places the organism in Eukaryota, Metazoa, Chordata, Mammalia, Chiroptera, Pteropodidae. The record is from RefSeq and is a predicted model, not a curated record. Gene Ontology annotation, molecular function: metal ion binding; UDP-sugar diphosphatase activity. Bases 1 to 948 code for a protein of 315 amino acids.